This is a messenger RNA of Vitis vinifera (wine grape), 2518 nucleotides long. Its product is annotated as protein LEO1 homolog. Gene Ontology annotation, cellular component: Cdc73/Paf1 complex; nucleus. The record is from RefSeq and is a predicted model, not a curated record. Lineage: Eukaryota; Viridiplantae; Streptophyta; Magnoliopsida; Vitales; Vitaceae. Gene Ontology annotation, biological process: positive regulation of transcription elongation by RNA polymerase II; transcription elongation by RNA polymerase II. The transcript is spliced from 13 exons. The coding region runs from base 138 to 2042 and encodes 634 amino acids. Gene Ontology annotation, molecular function: RNA polymerase II C-terminal domain phosphoserine binding.
UAAAUCUAAAACUCAAAAGGGCCAGCCACCCACUUCUCUCACUCGAGGCAUCAAGAAGCCAUUUUCUGUAGUUGCCCUCCAGACGAGAGAAUCCCUAAAAAGCUCUAUUUUCCCCUGCCACUCUCAAUCCUCGCAGCAUGAGGAUGAUAUCGGGAUCAAAAUUCAUAUCCUCUAAAGAUGGGAAGAAUCCCAAGACGAAAAGGGAUGUCCAUGUUAAAGUUGGACAAACAUUUGUGAUUGCACAUGGAUCUUGUCAAUUUGUGACGGAUCUAGUGAACAAUUGUUUCCACAUAGCUAAUAAGAUCAAGGGAUUUAUCAAUCCCAUAGACCUUCUCAAUCAUGCCUAUUUGGAGACCAAGGUUCCAGGAUCAUCUACAGCAUGUAUUAUAACAUUGAAUGAAUGGUGCUUGCAUGCUGUAAACAUGGGAGAUAAUGGCUUCAUUCUCCUGAGAAAUGAGGAAAUUUUAUAUGAAUCUCCUGUACAACAACACACUUAUAAAACUCCUUAUCAGUUAGGGAAAGCUAAUGAUUCUCCGGAGGAAAUCAAACUUACGGAAUUAGAACCUGGAGACAUAAUAAUAGCAGGAAGUGCAGGAUUGUUCAAUAAUCUUUUUACUCAUGAGAUCAAAGAUCUUGUGAUAAAUGAGAUACGAAAAGACCCAGCUCCAUCUCCCGACAUGAUAGCAGCGGAAAUAGCCAAAAACGCCACUGAGAGAUCGAUUGAUAAAUGUCGGUUUACUCCUUAUUCGAAAGCCGCAUGGCUGGCCGGAAAGCGACACAAGGGUGGUAAAAUUGGUCCUCUUUGCAUCUAUCAUAAUAGAUUCCACUUCAGACAUGAAAGAAAAAGAAGACGAAUAUAUGCAUGCCAUUCACUGAUGAACAUGAUAAAAGUUUCUAAUACAAUGGGCAUUGAACCAAAGCCAUUUGACCCUAAAAUGUACGUAGAAGAGGACACAUUUGUGACAGAUGAAUCUGGAUCCAAGAAACGCAUGCGCUUGGAGAACAACAUUGUCCGCUGGAGGAAUGUUAAAAAUCCAGAUGGCACAACAUCCUAUGAGAGCAAUGCGCGUUUUGUGAGAUGGUCGGAUGGCAGUUUACAGCUAUUAAUUGGGAAUGAAGUUCUUGAUAUAUCAGUGCAAGAUGCCCAGCAUGACCAAUCACACCUUUUUCUUAGACAUGGAAAGGGAAUUCUCCAAUCGCAAGGGAGAAUUUUGAGAAAGAUGAGAUUUAUGCCCUCGUCUUUGUCAUCGAAUUCUCACAGGUUGUUAACAGCUCUUGUUGAUUCACGACAUAAAAAGGUUUAUAAGAUUAAGAACUGCAUCACAGACAUUGAUCCUGAGAGGGAAAAGGAGGAAAAAGAAAAGGCUGUGAGUCAAACAAUCAGAGCUAAUCAACUUCUUAACCGAAAGCGGGAGAAGGUGAAUCGAAAGUAUACACAAACAGUGGACAGGGGGCGCCAACUGUCCCCUGGAUUCUUGGAGGAAGCACUGGAUGAGACAUGGACAAAAGCACUUGGAAUGGGUUCUCCAGAAACUUUAAUUGGGCAUUCUUUGUCCACUGUUCAGCAGGAUGACGAGCCGGAUUAUCAUGAUUCUCACCGCCAUCGUCGUCGGUUUGAGGAUGAUCUUGAAAUGGAUACUCAAGCUGAAAAACGUAUUUUUAAUGUGAAGAAGGGACAUAAAGACAUUCCUCACAAAUCAUCCUUGUCGGCUAUUAAAUCAUCUAGGCGUCCAGUGGAUUUCUCUGACAGUGAGAGAGAGGAGUCUGAGUAUGAAAGCGAUGGGGAGGAAGAUGAGAGGUCUUUCUCCCGGAAGAGGGCAGAGGAACCAGAGGAGGAAUAUGCUGAAGAGGAAGAAGAGGAAGAUGAACAUGAUGAAGAAGAGGCUGAAGCGAAUGAAGAAUCAGAGGAGGUUGAGGAACCAAAGCAAAAGGGUAAGGAGUAUGCCAAGCGCAAGGGAAUUGAAUCAGAUGAGGACUCUCCUCCAAGAAAGAGUGCUAGCCACCGGCGAAUGGCAUUUGUUUAUGAUAGUGAUGAGGAGUAAAAACUUGCUUCAGAAGCUUACAGUAUAAAAGUUUCAAAGUUUUAGGCGUGUACGAGUUAAAAUCUAGGGUGAUCAAUUCUCAUUUUAUUGGUUAAUUUCAGCCUUGAGGAAUACUUGGUCACAAACUUUGAGUAGAGAUAGCAGGAAAAAAAAGGAAGUGUGGAUGGGGUCGUUUUGAACUGCCCUUACCAUCCUUCACACCCUAUAGGCAUUCCUUAAAUAAUGGACUCCAAUUAGAAGGGUAUUUGUAUUUUUGAUGAUGAUCCUCCUGACUAUUUUCUGUAAAUGGUAUAGUUAUCAAGCAACCAUUCUUGUUACUAGCAUUGUAGUUAUUAUGUCCUUAUGAAAUUUAUGCCAAGAAAGCAUCUUUUCGAUGUCUUAACUGGCUGUUUUAGCCUGAAGAUAUUGUAUUAGGAUAUUAGUUAAUUCUGUAACAAAUUUCGACAGAUAUACAGAGGUCUGAGGUUUGGUAUUUA